Molecule: messenger RNA, 349 nt
Organism: Trematosphaeria pertusa
Lineage: Eukaryota; Fungi; Ascomycota; Dothideomycetes; Pleosporales; Trematosphaeriaceae
Exons: 1
Coding region: 11-316 (101 amino acids)
Source: RefSeq, a predicted model, not a curated record
AGAUAAAUAGAUGUCUCUCUCUAGCUUACUAUUUAGCUGGCUCUUUUUGCCUGCUUCUGCGUCUGCGUCUGCGUUUUUAUCUUAUUCUGUGUGUGCUUACACCGCUCGUUCGCCCCCUGGAUGCGCAUUCUUUCUUCCUUUCUUUUAUUCUUUUAUUCUUUUGUUGCGGCGGCGCCUUGGCGGAAUCGAUUUGGAUAGCCUCACGUUGAACUAUGUAUUGGUUGUCCUAAGCUCUAGAGUGGAGAUAGGUUGGCUAUUUGUGUGCACAAACUACGUCCUCAUCGACGGCGUUGCACCCAGACAAAGGGACGUCUAAAACAGAGCCGUUCGGUAAUACGUCGGUUGUUUC